AUGGUGUCUGGGUCAGGGAUCUGUGCUAAAAGAGUUGUUGUUGAUGCAAGGCAUCAUAUGCUAGGCAGGCUUGCAUCAAUAUUAGCUAAAGAGCUACUAAAUGGACAGAAAGUUGUUGUUGUCCGAUGUGAAGAGAUUUGUAUCUCUGGUGGGUUAGUAAGGCAGAAAAUGAAGUACAUGAGGUUCUUGAGGAAACGCAUGAACACUAAGCCUUCUCAUGGUCCUAUUCACUUCAGGGCUCCUUCUAAGAUUCUCUGGCGUACCAUUAGAGGGAUGAUUCCUCACAAGACCAAGCGUGGAGAGGCUGCUCUGGCUCGCUUGAAGGUUUAUGAAGGUGUUCCUCCUCCAUAUGACAAGACAAAGAGGAUGGUGAUCCCAGAUGCUCUCAAGGUUUUGAGGCUCCAGCCAGGACACAAGUAUUGCUUGUUAGGACAGCUUUCAUCUGAGGUUGGAUGGAACCACUAUGAAACCAUCAAGGAGCUUGAGAAUAAGAGAAAGGAAAGAGCCAAGUUAGUCUAUGAGAGAAAGAAGCAGUUGGCAAACCUGAGGGUUAAAGCUGAGAAGACUGCAGAGGAGAAGCUUGGUCCCCAGCUAGACAUCAUUGCUCCCCUCAAAUAUUGA
Messenger RNA from Dovyalis caffra, 621 nucleotides. The record is from the annotation of a GenBank genome assembly. NCBI's taxonomy places the organism in Eukaryota, Viridiplantae, Streptophyta, Magnoliopsida, Malpighiales, Salicaceae.